AUGUCGAAGUCAAGUGAAAGUAAAAAAGAUCCGGCAUGGCAAUAUGCACGGAUGGUAAAUCGCCAAAACCUUUCAAAGUUCAUUUGUAACUUUUGCGACAAAGAAAUGAAUGACGGUGUUUACCGAGUCAAGCAACAUCUUGCUGGUGGUUAUAAAAAUGUUGUUGCUUGUAAAAAAUGUCCAUCUCAUGUCAAAGAUGAGAUUAAAGACUAUAUGUCUCAAAAAAGUCAAUCAAAGGUGCAAUUGAGGAUGGUUCCUGAUUUUGAUGAGAUGGAUAAUGAUGACGAUGAUGAUGAUGAAAUUCUUGAGAUAAAUCAACAUGGUAAAGGCCUGUUUCUACUCAAGGUUCUACCCGUCGAGAACAAGGAAGGACCCAUGGAUGUGUACUUCACCCCUGAUCCGGAAGUUGCAGUGCAAAAUCGUAAAGCCAAGGGAAAGCAAACAAGAAUUGAUGAUAAUGAUCCUAGCAAGAAGGUGUUGAGAGAUCGGGCUCUUGUUUGGUUUUCGAGGUGGAUGUAUGAUACAGGUAUACCUUUCAAUGUUGUGAACUACAAUAGUUUUGGGCCAAUGGCUGAAGCUUUUGGGCAAUAUGGUCCUGGCAUGAAACCACCAAGCUACCAUGAGGUGCGGGUUCCUUAUUUGCAGAAAGAGGUAGACCACUCUAAUAAGACCAUGGAGGAUCAUAAAAAAGAUUGGGUAACAUAUGGAUGCUCUUUAAUGGCCGAUGGGCGGAAGGACAAAAGAAACAGGGCAUUAAUUAAUUUUUUGGUUAAUUGCCCAAGAGGAUCAAUGUAUAUUGAAUCCGUUGAUGCUUCUAGCUUAUCGAAGGAUGCAAAUAAGAUGUUUGAAUUGCUUGACAACUUUGUGGAGCGUAUUGGUGAAGCCAACGUGGUUCAAGUUGUUACAGAUAGUGCCUCAGCAAUUGUGUUGGCCGGUUAG
This is a messenger RNA of Camellia sinensis, 939 nucleotides long. Lineage: Eukaryota; Viridiplantae; Streptophyta; Magnoliopsida; Ericales; Theaceae. The record is from RefSeq and is a predicted model, not a curated record.